Molecule: messenger RNA, 1632 nt
Organism: Plenodomus lingam JN3
Lineage: Eukaryota; Fungi; Ascomycota; Dothideomycetes; Pleosporales; Leptosphaeriaceae
Biological process (GO): transmembrane transport
Cellular component (GO): membrane
Molecular function (GO): transmembrane transporter activity
Source: RefSeq, a predicted model, not a curated record
AUGGAUAGAGACAAUGGCUCCCCUGUGUUGAAGGAUGAAACCAAUGUAUCCGACCCCGCCUCAUCAGGCAUCACACUAGACCAGGGCGCUCACGCUCAGGAUUCCUCUACGAACCCCAAGGAUGGCAUGGAUCUUGAAAUGGCAAAAACACUGUCCUAUGUCGAGCAAAUGUCCUUCUUUCGUGAGUUCUUCUUCGUUGGCCUGCUCUGCUCGGCACAGUUCGUGGCACAAUUUGCUCUGACGAGCACGAUUAACAUCAUAAAUGUCAUCGGCGAUGAGCUCGGUAUAACGAAUCUUGGUAUCUUGUCCUGGCUGGUGGCGGGCUACUCUCUCACCAUGGGCACAUUUAUCCUUUUGUCGGGGCGAUGCGGAGAUUUGGUCGGCUACAAGAACAUGAUCAUAUUCGGUUUCGCAUGGUUCGCUAUCUGGAAUGUCGUGGCUGGAUGCGCCGUAUAUGCCGAUGGGCAAGGCAAGCAGGUGCUCUUCAUUUUUGCAAGAGUGAUUGGCGGUAUUGGACCCGCCAUCUUAUUGCCGAAUGCAUUGGGUUUGCUGGGCGCAACAUACAAGGAAGGGUUGCGGAAAGACAUGGUCUUCUCGAUAUUUGGGGCUUGCGCACCAUGCGGCGGUGUAUUCGGCGGCACAAUGAGUGGACUUUGGUCGUUGGUCUGGUGGCCUUGGACUUUCUGGACUUUUGGAAUCGGACUGCUCGCGCUGGCCAUUCUCUCAGCUUUCAUCCUCCCGACAGUACCGAUACGAGAAGAACUACGUGGAAUUUCUUUCAAGCAGAAGCUGGAAGAGUUGGAUAUGCUAGGUGCCACGGUGGGCAUUACGGCAAUGAUUCUGUUCAACUUUGCCUGGAACCAGGCCCCCGGCUUUGGCUGGGAGCACCCUUACGUCUACGUGCUGUUGCUCAUCGGCAUCCUUCUAUUCCCGGUCUUCUUCUGGAUCGAGCUGAAAGUUUCUUCGAAGCCGCUUAUCCCCUUUGACGCACUCAAAACUGACGUGAUCUUCGUCCUGAUCUGCGAGUGCUGCGGAUGGGCAGCAUUUGGUAUCUGGAUCUACUACAUCAUCCAAUUUUUCCAGCGGCUCCGCUACGCCACUCCUCUACUCUCCAUGGCCUACAUGAGCCCUCUAGUAGUCGCUGGUAUCAUUGCAGCUCUCACCACAGGUAUGGUCUUAUCGCGUAUCGGUCCCGCGUGGGUCAUGGUCAUUAGCAUGCUCGCCUUCUUGACCGGUAGUAUUAUUACAGCCACCAUGCCCGUCGACCAAAGCUAUUGGGCGCAAUCGUUCGUCGCCACUUUGAUCAUUCCGUUCGGCAUGGACAUGUCCUUCCCCGCAGGCAACUUGAUUAUGAGCAAUGCGGUCAAGAAGGAACAUCAAGGCAUGGCUGCGAGUUUGGUCAACACGGUCAUCAACUAUUCCAUCAGCAUAGGUGUCGGUAUUGCAGGCACAGUGGAGGUCAAUACCAACAACGGUGGGCUAACGCACGCCGACGAGCUUGUGGGAUACCGAAAUGCCUUGCAUCUUGCGAUCGGACUGAGCGCACUCGGCGUUUUCACCAGUCUGCGGUUCCUGCUCAAGGUGUACCUGCGUGAUAGACGGACCCAACCUGCACAAAACCAGGAGAAGUAG